Molecule: messenger RNA, 825 nt
Organism: Eimeria mitis
Lineage: Eukaryota; Apicomplexa; Conoidasida; Eucoccidiorida; Eimeriidae
Exons: 4
Coding region: 1-825 (274 amino acids)
Source: RefSeq, a predicted model, not a curated record
AUGGGUCAAUCACUUACUACCCAGGAGAAACACAACAUCAAGCGUGAAAUCUACACGCUGUAUCCCGGCCUAGAGCAGCAGCUUGAAAUGGCUUUCAGCUGCCAUGAUGUGGAAGGAACCCUUGCCCUUCCCUAUGCCACUCUCGAGCCCGUUAUUAGGCAUUUGCUGAUGCAGUAUGGAUUAAUAGAAUACGUCACUCGAUUCAGCAAGGCAUCUGGAGCCCUCGACCCUGAACAUGUGCGCCACGAACUGGCGGAAUUCGGAGUCGCCACGACAAGACUCUUCGGUGACGCAAAGCUCAACGUUGAGGACUUCAAGAGCCUGGCAGUUAUCUGGCUGAAGAAGAUACUUGACACUCAUGCAGACGAUCAAGCCGAAUGGAUGGAAAAGUUGAGAGCUGACCAAGAAGAACAGAGUGCCAACUACGCGAAGGCGAUGAAGGAAUUUCAGGAGCAGUAUGUCAAGCAGCAAGCCGUAUACCAACAGGGACUCGAGGAACAGCAAAAGCAAAUACAAGACUGGAACAGGCUUCUUGAGGAUGCUCACAAAACGCAGCAGCAGAUAUAUGAUGAAGAGGUUCGGCGCAUGAAGGAAAUUCAGGAGCGGGAGGCACGGGCCUCUGAGAUCGCUCGUCAGGAGGAGUUGGAGCUGACCCGCAAGUACCAGCAGAAGCUCGAGGAAAUCGCAAAGUCCGAGGGAGGAAAAUGCUUUGUCUACCCAGCAAGCAAAACUCCCUAUGGCGCUUGUGCCUCGGCUGGAGCACAAGAGCCUUGCAGGAGAAAGAGGAGCCACGCGCGUAAGCAAUCCGCGAAAGGCUGCUGCUAA